AUGGCGAACGAAAACGAACCCGCGAAACUCCUCUUGCCAUACCUUCAACGCGCCGAUGAAUUGCAGAAACACGAACCUCUCGUUGCUUAUUACUGUCGAUUGUAUGCGAUGGAGCGUGGAUUGAAGAUUCCGCAAAGUGAUCGCACCAAAACCACUAAUUCUCUUCUUGUUUCACUAAUGAAACAGCUCGAAAAGGAUAAAAAGUCAAUCCAGCUGGGGCCUGAAGAUAAUUUAUAUCUUGAGGGAUUUGCUUUGAAUGUGUUUGGAAAAGCAGACAAGCAAGAUCGUGCUGGAAGAGCAGAUAUAAGUACGGCAAAAACAUUUUACGCUGCUAGCAUCUUUUUUGAGAUUCUUAAUCAAUUCGGACCAGUUCAGCCUGAUCUGGAGCAGAAGCAGAAGUAUGCAGCAUGGAAAGCAGCUGAUAUAAGAAAGGCUUUGAAAGAAGGAAGGAAGCCUGUGGCUGGUCCACCUGCUGGCGAUGAGGACCUGUUUGUUCCAUCGAGUUCUCCUAGUAUUAGAUAUGAUCCCGGGGCUACCGAAACUUCUGCUUCCAGUGCUGGAUCAGAAUCUGAUUCAACACGUAGUUAUCAUAACCCUGCCAACUACCAGAAUAUUCCCAGCAUUCAUCCUGCACCUAAAUUCAAUGAUACUGUAAAUGAUCAGAAUUCUGCAAACAUUCAACCAUCUUCGCAGUUUCAUGAUAGAGUAGAUGAUAAUAAGCGUUCUUCAAUUGUUUCUCCAUCAUCUCACUCUUAUACACCUGGAGUUUAUCCUUCUCAAGACUUCCAUCCACCUCCGUCUUCCCAGGAUUAUCAUCAUCCACCUCCAUCUUCCCAGGAUUAUCAUCAUCCACCUCCAUCUUCCCAAGAUUAUCAUCAUCCACCACCAUCCCAGGAUUAUCAUCAUCAGCCACCUUCCCAAGAUUAUCAUCAUCAGCCACCUUCCCAAGAUUAUCAUCCUCCACCACCUUCCCAGGAAUCAGACAGUUCUUAUUCUGAGCCCUACAAUCAUCAGCAAUACUCACCAGAUCAGUCACAGAAUUUAGGUCUUAAUUAUCCUUCUCAUGAAACACCCUCUGCAUACAGUCUUCCCCAUUUUCAAUCUUAUCCGAGUUUUUCAGAAAGCACCCUACCAUCGGUACCAGUAAACCAGACUUAUUAUCAAGGGCCCGAUGCUUCAUAUUCUUCCCAGUCAGCUCCUCUAGCUACAAACCAUUCAUUAAAUGCCCAAAACAGUCUCAGCAACAGAAAUGGAUCUGUCUUGGAGCCCAAGUCAACAACUCAGACAUACCAGUAUGACAGUAAUUACCAGCCAGCACCUGAAAGAAUAGCAGAGGCACACAAGGCUGCAAGAUUUGCUGUUGGGGCACUGGCAUUCGAUGACGUCUCAAUUGCAGUAGACUACUUGAAGAAAUCACUCGAGUUGCUGACAAAUCCAUCAGUUGGCCAGUAA
Molecule: messenger RNA, 1452 nt
Organism: Vicia faba (fava bean)
Lineage: Eukaryota; Viridiplantae; Streptophyta; Magnoliopsida; Fabales; Fabaceae
Source: the annotation of a GenBank genome assembly